Eleginops maclovinus (Patagonian blennie) is the source of this 6982-nucleotide messenger RNA. RefSeq names its product protein bicaudal C homolog 1-like. NCBI's taxonomy places the organism in Eukaryota, Metazoa, Chordata, Actinopteri, Perciformes, Eleginopidae. The record is from RefSeq and is a predicted model, not a curated record. Gene Ontology annotation, cellular component: cytoplasm. Gene Ontology annotation, molecular function: RNA binding; protein binding.
ACGGGAACCCUGAGAAGGAAGAUGUGUGUUUUUUUAAAGUUUUUUUUUUAAUGUUCCUGGGAGGAGCCCAGCUUUUUUUUACAGGGUGACACGUGAAACUUUCUCGAAGAUUUGGUUGGUAUGUUUGCCGUGUGCUGGUUCGGAGCUCCUUUAACUCCACACACGACCUAUAGCGAGAGGAACCGUGUUCUGCUACCUAUUUUUUAGGAAACUCUGCCUGUAAUGGGGGAAAACGAAGGGGCUUAAAGAAACUGCAAGGGAAAGGUCUCAACCGCGCUGCAAUGAGCCUGCACGCGGAGUGACGGAAUUAAAAAAAAGCUUACAGAAGUGUACCCGCUUUGCUUCACCUCGAACUUUGUUUUAAAACGCAGUGGCCACUGGAGAAGUUGCUGAGCAGCGCAAUGGCUGCCCAGUGCGACACUUUAAGCGGAUACUUGCAGCAGUCGGACCAGGGCUCCAACAGCGAGCGCAGCGCCGACUCUCCCCUCCCCGGUUCAGAGGAGGAUCUGAGCGGGCUCCAUCCGCUGCCAGACCCGGAGUGGACCGAGGAGAGGUUUCGGGUGGACCGCAAGAAGCUGGAAGUCAUGUUAUUAGCUGCCUCUGAGGGGAGAGUCAACGGCGGAGAGGAUUUCUUUCAGAAGAUCAUGGAUGAGACCCAAACGCAGAUAGCCUGGCCAUCCAAACUGAAAAUCGGAGCCAAGUCCAAAAAAGAUCCACACAUCAAGGUGUGCGGAAAGAGGGAGAAUGUGAGGGAAGCCAAAGACAGAAUUAUGUCCGUCCUCGACACAAAGAGUAACAGGGUAACUCUGAAGAUGGACGUCUCCCACACAGAGCACUCCCACGUUAUCGGUAAAGGCGGCAACAACAUCAAGAGGGUGAUGGAGGAGACGGGAUGCCACAUCCAUUUCCCAGACUCUAACAGGAACAACCAGGCAGAGAAAAGCAACCAGGUGUCCAUCGCAGGGCAGCCAGGAGGGGUGGAGGCCGCUCGAGUAAAAAUAAGGGAGCUGCUCCCUCUUGUGCUGUCCUUCGAGCUUCCUGCCAUCAUGCAAUCUGACCCCAACUCCCCUACCGUGCAGCACAUCUCGCAGACCUACAACCUCACAGUCUCCUUCAAGCCCCCGACCCGCCUCUAUAGGGCCACCGGCGUGGUUCGCGGUUCACAGAACAACACCAAUGCUGUCAAGAGAGGCACGGCUCUGCUGCUGGAGCACUUGGCGGGCAGCCUGGCGAGCACAAUCUCCGUCACCACCCACCUGGACAUCGCUCCCCAGCACCACCUCUUCAUGAAGGGUCGCAAUGGAAGCAACAUCAAGCAUAUCACCCAGAGAACCGGAGCCCAGAUCCACUUCCCCGACCCCAACAGCCCCCAGAAGAAGUCCACAGUCUACAUCCAGGGCACCAUUGACUCAGUCUGCCUGGCACGGCAGUACCUCAUGGGCUGCUUGCCUCUGGUAUUAAUGUUUGACAUUAAAGAGGACAUUGAGGUGGAGCCGCAGUGUAUCACAGCGCUAAUGGAGCAGUUGGAUGUCUUCAUCAGUAUCAAACCAAAGCCAAAACAGCCCAGCAAGUCUGUGAUAGUCAAGAGCGUGGAGAGGAACGCGGUGAACAUGUACGAAGCCCGAAAAUUCCUCCUGGGUCUGGAGAGCAACGGGGUGAUGUCCUCCUCGCCCUCUGUGGCGUUGAAUCCCACCAACAUCCCGUCCCCGUCCCUCAUCUGUCCCGUCGGCCUUGACAUCCUGGCCUCAGCUGGCCUGGGGCUGAGCAAUCUGGGUUUCCUUGGUGCGGCGGCCCACUCCCUCGCCAACUCUGCUGUCCCAAACGCCGUCCUCAACAGACUAAACUCCUCCAUGAGCCCCCUGCAGCCCCCGAGCCCCAGCACACCUACACACUCCCCCUCUCUCUGGCCCAGCUCCCUCACCAGCACCCAAGGCUUCUCCUCUCAGCUGAUGCUGCACCCUGUUGCCCAGGCCACACUGAGUAGCAUCCUGCUGUCAGGUGUACAGGGUUACACACAGAAUACACCUUCCCCUCCGCCCGGCCUCGCUCCUAUAGACAAACAGCCCAACGGGGUCCCUGACUGCAAGGGCGCCUGCACUCUUAAUGGACAUGUCAAGCAUGCUGGCUCAGUCUAUGGGAGGAUAGCAACUGCGUCAAUUGCAGAAACCGUUUUGAGUCCAGCACCAUGUGACUCAGUCCAGGAAGCCAGCGGACACAAUCCCUCAGAGCCACUGUCCAGCAAGUCCAGCCCUGAUGAAGGCUCUGACACAUUUGUGGAAGUGGGCAUGCCCAGAAGUCCCUCUCACUCAGCCAAUGGGAGUGAGCUGAAACAGAUGCUGGCUUCCUGUAAGACGUCAUCAGGGAAGCGACAGGCAGUGGAGUUACUGCAGGGCACCAAGAACUCCCAUCUACACUCUGACUGUCUGCUCUCGGACGCCGAGUCCAGCUCGUCGGACAGCCCUGUGGCCGAUAAGAGAGCGCCCGGCAGCGAACGGGCGGCUGAGAGGGCGGCGCAGCUGAACGAGAGGGAGAGAAUCAGACUGGGACCACAGACGACCUUUCCCAACAUGCAGGCAUUUGACUACGAACAGAAAAAGCUCUUGGCAACUAAAGCUAUGUUAAAGAAGCCUGUGGUGACCGAGGUGCGGACCCCUACCAACACCUGGAGUGGUCUGGGCUUCUCAAAGUCUAUGCCAGCCGAGACCAUCAAGGAGCUGCGGAGAGCCAAUCAUGUUUCAUACAAGCCCAGCAUGAGCACCACCUUUGAGGAUUCCCCACUGUCCUUGUCUCGAUCCAACAGCCGGGAAGGCCUCGGGAACGGCAGCGACUCGGAGAACUGGCGAGACAGGAACGGCAGCGACGGCCUUCCAGGUCACCCCGAGUUCCCCUCCGCUGUCACCAGCCCGAAGAGGAAGCAGAACAAAUCUGCUGCAGAGCAUUACCUCAGCAGCAGCAACUACAUGGACUGCAUCUCCUCUGUGACUGGCAGUAACGGCUGCAGCCUGAACUCGUCCGUGAAAGGCUCAGACCUGCCGGAGCUCUUCAGCAAGCUCGGCCUGGGGAAGUACACGGACAUCUUCCAGCAACAGGAGAUCGACCUCCAGACAUUCCUGACUCUAACGGACCAGGACCUGAAGGAACUGGGCAUCACCACCUUCGGAGCCCGCAGGAAAAUGCUGCUCGCCAUCUCAGAACUAAAUAAAAACCGGAGGAAGCUUUUUGAGCCACCCAUCAGGUCUUCCUUCCUGGAAGGGGGAGCGAGCGGCCGCCUCUCCCGUCAGUUUCACACAGACAUUGCCAGUGUCAGCGGGCGGUGGUAGAGACUCCAGGCCAUCCCAAAACCGUCCAUAAUGGAGACCAGCCUCCAGUGUCUCAGCAGCCCAGGUUUCAGUGGCUGUUUUCCCUCCUUCAGCUUCAGCUGAAAUAAGACUGUUCAAUAUGUUGUUGUUGUUGCCAUAUAAUAUAAAUAUAUAUAUAUAUAAAAAAAAGCCAUAGUUUUACCUUAAGUGCCAACAAAAAAAAGGGAUUUCUCAGAUACAUGAGGUUCAGUGUUCACUCCUUAUAGAGCCAUAGAGUCUGUUUGGAGCUUUUUCUAUAUGAAGGUUUGUUGAUGAAGGGUACUGUCCAGUAUUUCUGUCCACUUUUUGUUCAAGGGAACAGGCAGAAUGAUUGGUACAAUCAUUUACACAUUGAUACUACCUGCCUUUGUAUUAUGCUGUAGUAUCAGUGACAUGCACUUUAAUAAUACUAGAGUUUUGCCUGUGAGAGCCUAAUUCCUUAGAUUGAAAUAAUGAGUAUGCUUUUUUUUUUUUUAUUGACUAAAAGCACAGAUGCAUUUUGUACCAAAUCCAAAUGUCAGCACUUACCAUUGAGUUUUGGGAACCCCAAAAAUGAAGUGCAAAGUAUUUCAACAUGCCAGAGUGGUGAAAAAAUCUACUUAAACUAAAAUGUACCAAAGGAAAGAAUCAUUGUGGCCUUUGACCUUUGGCUGCCUUAAAUGUUGUGAUUGGUGGACAUUCCUCCGAGGUCAGUGCUAGUGUCCCACCGCUGUCUGUUUAUGUAUUUCUAGACAAAGAAAUCAAAUAUUUUGUACUCAUUACACAUUAUGAUUUUAUUUUUGUUUUAUACCAUUUUAUGGGGAUGUUUAACUUUAAUCAGUUUACAUUUGUAUUUUAUAUACUUUAAGUUCUAUGAUUUUGUUAUUGGAUUGUUUGUUACUUUUAGUUUCUUCCCCUGCCUUUGAGUCUUUGGAGCCGUAGUAUGGCUGUGCCAUCAGACAGCAGCAGAGGCAUGAGGCAGUUUGGCUAAGCUUUAAAGGCCUCUCUCUGAUUGUGUCAACAGGCAUCUUUCUGUGGUCUCCUCCUCUGUUUGUUUAUAGUACAUGUUAAUUUGUCUCAUACGUUGUUUGUCAGCGUUGGCCUCUCUCUGGCCCCUUCUGUGGGCCGGUAAUCUCACACAGCAUCCUCCAUGUAUCCGGGACAUGAGUUGCUAUGCUAAUACUCUGUGCCUUUUUUGUCUUUCUUUUCCCUCACUGUUUAAUUCAGAGCCAGAAAAGACCUUACAGAACAAGGUCAUGCCUUUUGUAGCGGGAAGUGCCAAUAUACAUAACACUUUUUUUCAGCAGGGAGAUAUUUUGUGAACACUUCAUAUUUUGGUCUGUCCUUGCUCUCCAGAGAGGAGGUGCAUCGCACAAAAGAAUCCGUAUAUUCACAGCCAAAUUGUUUUUACAUGAGAAUUUCAAGAGACAAAUAAGGAACCAAAGUCAUCAGGACUGUGGGAUUUAAGAUGAAAAUAAAUAAAUCUGGAAUCUUUCUAGUAUCAGGGUGCAAUCUAAUAUCCAAGAUAAGCAGUGUUUAAUGAAGGAACAGGAUUAAACAUGCAUUAUCAGUGUUUAUCAUCAGAGCCUGUGUUUGUUCUGGGCUCCUGUAUUAUGUUCGCUCAAAGGAAAACAUCCUUUUCAAACAGUUCAUUAACUUUGGAUGACUCAAGUGUUAUUCUAUGAUGUUCUUAAGAGUUAUCUAAGGAUUCAGCCAACAAACUGAUCCAUUUUCCAAGGUCUUGAGCACUUUGUAUCAAGUGCAACUAAUUGCCUCUUUGUUUGUGUUUUUCUGGGAAAAUGUGUUUUAUAUUUUCAGUAAAACUAAGAAUAAAGAAUGUCUUAUUUUGAUUUUAAUGAGGGUACAGUGUAUUACAUUCAGGUAUGUAAAGCACGCCUCUGAGAUAUUAUCACAUCAUAAACAUCAAUUUGCCAAAUUUAACUACGACCGAAAGUAAUAGCAGUGCUCCAAGCCCUACAGAGAGAGGUCGACCAUUUUUCACCCAUCUUUGAUUCACAAUGAUUCCCUUUUAAGGUGAUUUGUUGUUUAUCUUUUUUAACCACUUUCCACUAGAGAUGGAUUUCAUGAUUCUUUCCCGGGAUGUAGUUCGCGUCGGCCAGCUCGCCAAGAAGAAUCGUUCAGGUUCGUUCGUUCGUUCGUUCGUUCGUUCGUUCGUCGUUCAGUCGCGUUUCCGGUACGACGUCAUUCAGCGGGGAAUCAUGGAUGCACUGUUCUCCUCGUUCGCAAACGAUCGUGGAAACAGUCAACACAACACCGUAGUUCAAGGCAAAUACAUAGCUGCAACUUCAUGAUGUGUACUUUUAGACAACACAACAGUGGCUAAUGUGUAUAUUCACUUUAACAUUUAUUGAAGGCAAAUAAAUACUAAUGGAGUAGACUACGGCUUGAUCCGCCAAUUUACUGUGUUGCUUUUUUUGUUCUCUCUCAGCAAGGGCUACUAAAUAAAGAAAUAACGACUCAAUAUGGCAGAAAGAUUAUAGUGAUGAUAACAUGUUUAAAAACUUGGCAGAAAGAUUAUAGCGAUGAAAAGGUUUCAAGUACCCAUUUAGCCUACAAGGCUAGCGCUACUGACCGACUGAACGCGAACGACUAGAGAGGAAUAAACGAGAAGCAUUCCUGUCUCUCAUUGGCUCAAAUUCAACGAGGACAACCGCAUAGGAUUGGCACAGCGACUAGUCCGUGGGAGAACGAACGAACGAACGAGAGGAAGGUGAAUCGACGAAUCAGGUCCAGUUGUUCGUUCGAACUGAUUCGUUCGCGAACGACCCAUCUCUACUUUCCACCCUCCCUCACAUCUGAUUUGAGCCACUCUCAAUGUGGUUGUCAAGUAAAUAACACUAAAAUAAUAAUGACUCGGUUGCCAAUGCCAACCAAGUAAUUAUCUUCUCUUCCCUUGGUCUUGAGAAAAGAGAUGAAAAGGGAGGAAGCUGUUCUAGACAGUGUCUUUAUUCUGAGAGGAAACCUGGGGCCGGUUCGCCCCCACUCAUCAUGGUACUACAUUGAAACUGUUGAGCACUGAUUCUCUCAGUGCUGUGACUCGUGUUCCUGCCUAGCAGACAUUUGUUUUCAUCCUCCACUUGUUUUGAAUGUGUUUGCUCGGAGGGCCGUUGAGGUUCUUGUUUUAUGAAGUGAAUGUUGUUCAAAUAUCAAUGCAUGUUUUUGCAGAUGUCUUAAGGAUUAGUGAAGGGACUCACCAAGUCAAAAGUUUACCACCAGCGUGUCUAGUCUUUACCCUCGACAGACCAGUUUUCAUUCAUGUCUUUGAUUUGUUUUAUUAGUCAUGUUGUUGUUCCCAAAGGGAUUUUUUGGAAGGAGUCUUUGUACUGCAAUCAAAUGGUACAUUUAUGAUAAAUGUAAACCACUAAGGAAAUGAUGUAAUACAUACCUUUUGUACAACAGUUUCAUUUUAUGCAACCAUUGUUUUUGUGUCAGAGGUACACAAAGUUCCAGAGAAUAAUUUGUGUGUAAACAUUGCCAUGUGGCCAAAGCUCUGUUCACUUUGGCAUCUGUUGAUGCUAUUGUUAUACUAAAUGCAUUGUAGCUCAGAUGUAAACAGGACAUUUUUGAGAAUCUGUCAAGCAGGCAAAAAAAUGUUUGUUCAAACAUUCAAAUAUUAUGAAGGUAAUAAAUGUAUGCAAGAAAGA